Erpetoichthys calabaricus (reedfish) is the source of this 6906-nucleotide messenger RNA. It is a transcript of the gene shroom3, whose product is annotated as shroom family member 3. The coding region runs from base 730 to 6663 and encodes 1977 amino acids. The transcript is spliced from 11 exons. Lineage: Eukaryota; Metazoa; Chordata; Cladistia; Polypteriformes; Polypteridae. Gene Ontology annotation, molecular function: actin filament binding. Gene Ontology annotation, cellular component: cortical actin cytoskeleton; apical plasma membrane; apical junction complex. Gene Ontology annotation, biological process: actin filament organization. The record is from RefSeq and is a predicted model, not a curated record.
AGUGAGGACGCAUUGGCACAAGACGAGUACAGGCACACUGCACGGCAGCGUCUAAACAGCACCACAGAGGUGGACGUAAGGGCGGAAAGAGUACUUGAAACAAAGUUGGAAAAGUUCUGUGACAGUGCGCUUGUAACCUCCUAAUCACGGAAUCCUGAGGCAGCCACUGGGGAGAGCGCUCGCCCUUUCUUUCGGUGCACUGGAUUGAAGAAAAGCUGCCUAUUGUAAUGGUAAAAUGUACUCAGAGGAGGAGAAAGACUGAUAAUCAAUCAAAAACGAAGCCGUCCUCAUCAUACCCCCUUCUUGGUGAAUACGCUUUUGAAGACUUUUGCUACUUGGGAAGGGGUGGAUGAAGCGGUUGUGAGUUUGCAUUUUGUAAUUUUACUGUCGGCAACCUUAGUUUUUGAAUAUUGGCUGACAAGUUUAGAACUUUUCCUUACUUUUUCUAAGCAAAGCAUGUGUCUCCGGGGUACACUCACUUCCUUCUUGAUCUUUUUGGAGACUGGGUGCCAGGCUUUUAUGGCAAAGAAAGAAGUUUAAAAAAAAUCACAGCACCCCCGCUCACACCAGCUAGCCAUUCACGUUGCUUUUUCCGGGUUACUCUAGCAGCUUCUGCAGUAAGCAUUUUUUGCCAUGGUCUACCUAGUGGAGCUCUAUAGGGAGCGCCAGUCUAAAACGGACAUUGCCCUUUAAUUUGUGGCGAUCUGAACAGGCAAGCGGAGGGCAAGAAUGGAACGUCGCUUGGACACCCCGGCAAAACAAGUGUAUGUGGAAGUAUUUCUGCAGGGAGGCGCACCCUGGGGAUUCACAUUGAAAGGUGGGCUCGAACACGGUGCCCCGCUCGUUAUCUCCAAGGUUGAAGAAGGAGGCAAGGCAGCUCUGUUGAAAAACAGACUACAAGUAGGAGAUGAGGUGGUGAGCAUCAAUGAGGUGGAGUUGUGUGGUUCAAGACAGGAAGCCAUCUCCUUGGUGAAAGGGUCCUACAAAACCUUGAAGCUCAUUGUUCUCAGGUGUCCAGACAAAGGUGAUCCAGAAGCAUCCUUAACAUUUAAUACUACAUUCAGUGUUCCUGACACUGAAUACAGCCAGUCACCAUGGUCUGGAGGAGUAAAGCUGAGGCCCAAAAAAAGGCAAAGUGAACCAGGAUGUCGACCUCACUCCUGGCACUCAACCAAAUUAGGGGAAAAUCAGCAGGAUCCCAGCAUGAUGCAAAUAUCUCAGGGCACCAUCAGCACUCCUUGGCACCAAACGUACCACUCAAGUUCCUCAACCAGUGACCUCUCAGGGUAUGAUCAUGGAUUCCUGAGGAAGAGCCCAGACCAGUAUAGCUCUAGGGGAAGUAUGGAGAGCCUGGAUCAUGGUCACCUUGCCUACAGCUCGUGCCACCAGUUGUCCCCUGCCAAAUCAACUAACAGCAUUGACCAGUUCCCCCACCUUCACAGCAAGAGAGAUUCUGCCUACAGCUCUUUCUCCACAAGCUCUAGCAUUCCAGAUUACCCAUCGCAGUGUUUUAGUAAGGAACGCUCAUAUUCAAUGGACAGCAUGCAUUUGCAGAGAGGCUCAGAGAGCAUUAAACAAGCUGAUAUACGGUAUGUUCGGACAGUAUAUGAUCCUCAUCGUGGAAUAUCAGAAGAGCAAGAAGUUAGUUCUUCAGUGUUGCACCGUAAUAAAGAUGGGAAAAUCCAGACUGACACUAAAGGGGGACAUAAUUGCUCCAGCAACAGUCACAAUACUAACAGACAUAGUAUUGGCUCAGUGUGGGGAAACUCUGGUAGUAGUAAUCCUUCAGAAAGUGAUAAUACAGGACCACCAGCUCCACCCUUGCGCAGAGAUAGUUAUGCUGCUACCAAACACCAUGAAAGGCCAAGUUCCUGGUCAAGUUUGGAACAGGCCAGAUCUGCUCGGAUGCAACAGAAAGGCUCCUGGUCUCAAUCUGGAAGCUCAGGUAGUUCAGGAAAAUCGUCAUUUUCUGCAGAUACCCAGUUGCAUACAGUUGUGGAAAAAAGCCCAGAAAGCAGCCCUACGGUCAAACCAAAACAGACUUUUGCUCAGUCACCUGCACCUGGGAGGCCAAUGCUUCCCACUGGGGUAUAUCCUGUACCUCAACCUGAACCACACUAUGCACAGGUCCCCUCAAGCUGUCCCAGUUCUGUCACUGUACUUUAUCCAGCAUUAGCUAAGGAAAGUGGCUACAUUUCACAAAAAGCACAGGCUACUGCUAGUCCUGGGGUGACAUUAGAAAAAGAGAACUUACACCAAAGUAAUAGCACCACCAAUUUCUCCAUUACUCAUCAAGCAAGACAGUACACAGAAAACAAAUAUGAAAAUACAGAUUCUAAAAUGGGGCUUUAUCGGCCUCAUUUUGCAUCCAUGACUGAAAUCAACACUGACAGCCAUGCUCAGAAUGAAAUAGAUAGAGGUUCAUUUUUUGUUACACACCAGUCUGCCACAGGGAACUGUUCCCAUCAGUAUCCCAAUGCUGUUUCUUCAAAACCAGAUCAGAAAGAAAAGAAACAUAUCCGACAGGAAGAAAGUAAAUCAGAAAUAGAAAUGAUUAAAUUUAAAGAAGAGCAAGAUGAAAGCAAAGCAGAAAGGCCGUAUGUUAAGCCAGUAGCACAUCCCUGGGGGAAUUACUUGGAGAAAACUAUGUAUCCUAACGGGCAGUUCAAUGCAGAUAGAAAUCAAAGGUUUUAUGGAAGCUGCAGUGACAUAUUACUCUCGGAUAUGAAUGAUGAGUUUAAAAAUCAAGCUUUACACAGGCACUCAGGUGAGCCAUCUGGGUAUCAGCUGCACAUACCGUGUUCACCAAGGUAUAAUGAUUUCUCCCCUCAACCCCAGCCAUCUAAGAACUUAGACCAUUGUAGACCCCGAUAUAAUACCAGUAGUGUCCAGAACUGUCAGGCUCGAAAGAGUGAUGUAACCAAAUUGCGUUGCUCUGUGUUAGAGAAAGUUAAUCAGAUAGAACAGAGGGAGCAGGAAAAACAAAGGGCCCAAAGCACUAGCAGCAUUGGUUGCAAUAAUUUUGUUUAUGGGCGACUAAGUCAGGCAUCCAGUGGCAGGAGCUCAUACACAAGCAUUGAAGAUAUUCGAAGUCGUCUAAACUUUCCUGAUGGGCCAAGCAUGGGCAGACUGCACUCAAGUCAGACAAGCUCCCAAAACUGUAACAGGGACCUAAAGAGCUCAAGUGUAGGAGACGAAUUAAAACAAGAACAGGAAAAUGAGUUUAUAAGCCACAGGCGAAGAAAGAGUGAGCAUGGAGCCUUGAAUGAUGCACCAGGUAAACCGGUUCACUUACAGAGGAGCAAGAGCACCUUUCAGCUGAGCACAGAGGAGGAAAUGAAGGAAAACAAAUGGAAGAGUGAGUUUCAGGAUAUUUCAAGUGGUUUUGUUGACAACACGUUUAAUAGGGCCUAUAGGAACAGUAUUAAAGAUGCACAAAGUAAAGUUCUUAGGGCCACGUCUUUUAAGCGAAAAGACCUUGAAAUAAGCCCACCAAAUCUCAACAAACCAAAGUUAUCUCAAGAGAAGCCAUCCUUGGGUAAUUCCGCUUGGAGUGCUGCUCGAAUUAAUAAUGGGUCACGUCAUGCCCCUAAAGAAAGGCAGACAGUUGCUCCUGAAGAAGUUAGCUCCAUUCUGUCACCUCAGCCUCUCAAUAAUCUACCUGCACCUUAUUCUGUUUCCCGAAUUGGUGGUAGAAAACGCCUUACUGCUGAACAGAAAAAGCGCUCCUACUCUGAGCCUGAGAAAAUGAAUGAAGUGGGUGUGUGUGACAGUGAGCCUUUGCCUGUCUCCAUGCAAAAGAAGACUCAACACUUCCUCCAUCCAGAGACCAGUGUUGCAGACCGGAGAAGAAUGUUUGAAAAUGAGGGAAGAUCUCAUACUACUUCUCUGAACACCACUACCAAUCUUUCACGCCCUGAGCUGAAGCAGCUGCAACAGAAUGCCAUAGCUGAUUAUAUUGAACGGAAAACAGGGCGACGGCCUUCCAGGGAUCAUUCUCUGAACUCUUUUGUAGGAAUAAAUUGUUCAGAGUCCCAAAGUUUAUCUUCUGCUUCUAGUCUGAACUCACUACAGGAUCAGACACUAUAUAAAUACAAGCAAACGAACAGGAACUCACAGUCCACAAAAGGAUCCUCCACUCUCCCUCCUGGACUUCAAGUUUGCUUUGAUUUGGAAGAGAAACAAUCAAGACUAUUGUCCAGUAAUUACUCUCUCUCAGCUUGGCCUACCAGUGAACUACAUCAAAGAUGCCACAGCUCAGAAAUGGAACUGAAUCAAGUGUUCACUGUUCAGCAAGCACAAGCGAAGGCCAGUAGUCAUCUGCACCACAGAAAAGAACAGUCAGCUUCAGGAAAGUCAGCCUCCGCUGAAGACCUAUUAGAGCAUUCAGAAAACCGUCCCAUUGCUGUCCAUGUUCGGUCAAGAUCAUCACCUUCAGCACAUAAGGAUUUUGCAGUAGCAGUGAGUAAGUUGUUUGACGACUCAGCUAAGAAUCUUGAUUCUUCUGCUGAUACCCAGAGCAGAUACCUGGAAAAUGAAGACAAGUGCAGUAAUACACCAAAAACAUCGACACUUUUCUGUCAAGCAGGGAGCACUAAAAUGCAGCGUAAUUCACAGUCUCCAAGCAAUACAUUGACAUGCAAAGAAGAAUUUUCCCUCGGAUCCAAUAAUAUUUCAAGUAUGAAGCCUGAUACUGUCACCUUAGAACAUAAUGCUAAAUCAGAUCUGGCAGAAUGUGGAAUGUCAGAUGGAAGUUCCAAUUCCAGCCUUUUAUCAAGUCACAAUCAAAUCCUCUGUAAUAAACCCUCUAAAAUGCAGCUUUCUGCCCCUUUACCUUCAAAUAUAAUUGAGAGAUAUGAUGGUAACUGUCAAGACAACGAUGUAAGCACUUUUCAAGUCAACCUGACACCAGAAGACAACUUAAAUAAAAAUAAACUUCCCAAGAGACCCCCACUUCCCAAAUUUAAAUGGAUCAAUUCAUCUCAGGAUGAUCUCCUCUCUGUACAAAGCAGUCCUCUUCAAAAUACACACCAAGCAACAGAAAUCUACAGUUCAUCCUCUGAGACAGAGACAGAAACAAGCAGCCCCACAUCCCCUCGAUCAAACACACUCUGCUCUUUGAGAAUUUCAGAGUCACAGCUACAGUUUGUUUCUUCCCCCUCCUCUGUUCAGGAUGAUGAUGAUGUAUUUAUUCCUGACACCUCAGCGCAGUCAAACCCUGUGUUGGAUCUUCCCAGUGAAAUUUACUCUGCAGUCCCUUUGCACAAUAACGGUUUGAAAGAACCAUCCACACCUACUGUACAUAAGCAAACAGACAGAGCUUUCUACUCCUCCCCUCAGGAAAACCAAAGUCAGAGAGUUUUUGUGGAUGACAAGAAGAAGGAAGAACUGAGGACAUCACCUGCAGACAUUGACAGACCAUUUCAAAGCAAAUAUGUAGAUUUAGUGCUUGAAUUCUCGGUUGUGAAUGAUGCAGACCCCACCGAUAUCGCAUCCUCCUGCAUGGAAGGCCAUCAGUCACUCCUGAACAAUGGCAAGCAGAAUAUAACUGAGUCUUUAACAAGAGAUAACAGGCCUUUAAUUAAAUGUGACGACUCUCUAAAGAGUGUGCAGCCUAAGAGUCCGCCGUCACUAAGAAAGGAGAAGUCAGCAGAAGAUAUCAGGUCUGAAGAACUUGCCAAGGAGAUUAUUACUAAAGACAAGUCUCUUGCACACAUCCUUGAUCCAGACGCUACCCUGAAAACAACAAUGGAUCUUAUGGAGGGAAUUUUUCCCAAAGACAGUGAAGCGCUCAGACAAAGCCAACUCUGGAGGAAUCGAAAAAAGAGACUAAUAUUCCAAACUUCGCAAGAAGAUAAGAAGAUGGAUAGAGAUAAUUCAGCAUGUCCUUCCAGUGACCCCCUCAGUCCUAAAGUGAAGAUACUACAUGAAAGGCAGGACUUGCAGGCCAUGAUUGAGGUGAAGAAGGAUGAGGAAGUCAUUUCCUUGGCAAUGAAUGAGAAAAAGAUGGAACUAGUCAACAGAAUUUCCAGCAAGUUGGAGGUUCUAAGAAGUGCAAGAAAGAGCCUUUCUUCUGACAUUUUACAAAACAUGUCACUGGGUGAAGAGAUGGAAACCCUUAUUAAAAAUCUUUGUAAGCCCAAUGAAUUUGACAAGUACAAGAUGUUCAUUGGUGAUCUAGAAAAAAUUGUAAAUUUGCUUCUGUCACUGUCUGGGCGCCUGGCUCGAGUGGAAAAUGUAUUGAACAAACUGGACAAAAAUGCGAGUGCUGAGGAAUGGAAUUCCCUAAAUCAGAAGCGAAAAAUGCUUUGUGGACAACAUGAAGAUGCACGUGAGCUGAAAGAAAAUUUGGACCGCCGUGAACAGGUUGUGUUGGAUAUUUUGGGCAACUAUCUGACCUCAGACCAGCUGCAGGAAUAUCAACACUUUGUGAAAAUGAAGUCAGCCCUCAUCAUAGAGCAAAGAGAGCUUGAUGAAAAGAUCAAGCUGGGAGAGGAUCAGCUAAAGCAUCUCUUGGACAGUUUGCCACCUAAUUUUAUUACAAUUACAGAUAUGUCCACUUCUUCUAGCAGCACCCACAAGGAUAGCACAUCCACUGCCAUUCCUACUGUAAGGGCAUGGAGACCUUCACCUUUACCACCCCCACUGACCACAUCAUUGUAAAGCAAGUUAAAUUCUAUUGUACUUGAUAUUUUACAUCAUUUUUGGUGAUGCAUCUUACUUUAAUAUGGAAGAGUUAGUAUCAAGAUUACAUAUAUGAAAAAUGUAUUUUGUUUUUAUAUUCUUAGCAGUAACAUCCAUUAGAUAUACUGAGCAAAGAAACCUUUAAAUCAAAAGACUGGUGCUAUGCUGACAUAAAUCUACAUUCAACUUGCCUUCAUCCACUGCUUGCUAGUUUCUUUUGUU